UUAUAAAACUAUGCGCUGUGCAUUUGUCUGGCAUGGAUUGUAGAGAGAUGGAUUUUUAUGAGGACUACCAGUCCCCAUUUGAUUUUGAUGCAGGAGUGAACAAAAACUAUCUCUACUUGUCUCCUAGUGGGAAUUUGUCUCCACCUGGAUCACCUACGCUUCAGAAAUUUGGCAUCAUGAAUCCUCAGUGGUUUCUGACAGUACAUAAUAUAGCACCUUGUUCACAGUUUGAUUUGGCUAGAGUUGAGGUAGAAGAAGAAAUCCUGACUCUUUCUCAGGUGUUAGCAGCAAAAGAGAAGCAUCUAGCAGAGAUCAAGCGGAAACUUGGGAUCAAUUCACUACAGGAACUAAAACAGAACAUUGCCAAAGGGUGGCAAGACGUGACAGCAACAUCUGCCUAUAAGAAGACAUCUGAAACCCUAUCUCAGGCUGGGCAGAAGGCUUCGGCUGCUUUCUCAUCAGUUGGAUCAGUCAUUACCAAAAAACUGGAAGACGUAAAAUUUCAGGCCUUUUCACAUUCCUUUAGUAUACGCUCCAUUCAACAUUCAAUUAGCAUGCCUGCUAUGAGGAACUCCCCAACUUUCAAAUCAUUUGAAGAAAAGGUUGAAAACUUAAAGUCUAAAGUAGGGGGAACCAAGCCAGCUGGUGGUGAUUUUGGAGAAAUCUUGAAUUCGACUGCAAAUGCUAGCGCCACCGCCACGGAGCCUCUUCCAGAACAGACUCAGGAGAGCCUGUGAGAUUCCUACCUUUGUUCUGCUACCCACUGCCAGAUGCUGCAAGCGAGAUCCAAGUACAUCUUGUCAACAUUCAUUGCUAUGAAUUUCUACCAGAUGUGCUUUUAUUUAGCUUUACAUAUUCCUUUGACCAAAUAGUUUGUGGGUUGAGCAAAAUAAAAUAUCUUCACCUCUAUUUCUGGGAAACAGUCUUUACUGCAUACUCAAGUCCCUUCACUUAGGCAGUACCAGUAUAAAAAUGUGUAGGCAUGGGGACUCUCACUCAGAAUGAUCCAAGAAACUGCAAGUUACCAUAACUGCUUUCCUACUUUCAAAAACUGCUCUGUAUUUGGGAUACCAGGUUAAUCAUCUUUGUCUAUGAUAUAAUUUUUCUCUUUUAAUUUCCAGAGAUUUACCUCUUAAUUAAAAUUGCUCCUUAAAAUUUCUGUAUCCUGUGAUUAAAAGUUUUGGCAUAAUUUUCCUUACCUUCAGGGGGUGAAAAAUAUUUUUGAAGAAGCAUUGUUUUAGUCAAAUAUCUUAUAUGUUGGGUGUUUGAAUACAGCAGAGUUAAAUAAAUCAGCUUUAUAUACAGUUUGCUUAUAUACAGUUUGCUUUAGUUUUGUAAGUGACAAUAUGCAGUUAAUUCAAACUCUGAGGUGACAUGAGUGAAACUCUUUCAUCCUUUAUCACUAUCUGUGACAGUUACCAUUUGUGUGUAUUGAUGAUCAUAUACUAUUUAUUUCAACUUAUUUUUUCAUCAGCUUGAAAUUUUAGUUUCAGAGUAAAUUAACAACAUACGAAAUCAAACAUACUGUUAUUAGUAGGGUGAAAUGUGAACAGUCUCAUCAAAUUGUUCAGCUCAAAAGUCUCAAAGUUUCUUGAAUCUACGUAUCUGUAAAAAGCUAAACCCAACCACAUUAGGGCAAACAUGGUUAUCUUCACUUAAUUCAUUUUGCACAAUAGAAAAGUAAGAAGCACACAGAUAUAUGACUAAUAAAACUUGAAAAAUUUUUAUACUGUGGGGUUGUUGAUAACUCCUGAGGAUUUAAUGCAUUUGUUAAAGUCAGCUCAUCAUUUUUUUGUUUUUGGUGUGUUAGCAGUUACAAAGUGAUGCUGUAGACAUUGUCCCCUAUCUUGAAGAUUGGGUGUCAGGGCUGACUGAACCAAAGCCUCCAUGUAGAGGCUCUAUAUUUUAAAAGCUACUUACUCAGCACCACUACUUUUUCCUUAUGCUGUGUAUGGUUAUGGCCUAAAAUAUUGUAUUUGUUAUUUAUCAAGUUGUGACUGUUUUCUUAUUGUGUAUGCCAAAUGUUAAUUGCCAAGCUUGGUGUGACAUAGAGCAUUUUUUUAAAGCAUGACUAGAUUUUCUUCAGGAUAAAUGAUCUUAUGAAAACCAAAUUUGAAAAGCCACAAGUGUUGUUAUAAAAUAACAUGUUGCCAUUCUUGGUUGCUAGAGCUUUUGUUAGCACUUUAGAUGCAACUGAAACUAUGCUUUAUUACAUGUGAAAAGCUGAAUAAAUUCUGUGUAUCAGCA
This is a messenger RNA of Condylura cristata (star-nosed mole), 2247 nucleotides long. It is a transcript of the gene TPD52, whose product is annotated as tumor protein D52. Gene Ontology annotation, cellular component: cytoplasm. The record is from RefSeq and is a predicted model, not a curated record. The coding region runs from base 33 to 737 and encodes 234 amino acids. The transcript is spliced from 8 exons. NCBI's taxonomy places the organism in Eukaryota, Metazoa, Chordata, Mammalia, Eulipotyphla, Talpidae. Gene Ontology annotation, biological process: B cell differentiation.